GGGAGCGGGGGCAGCAAGUUCGGAUGCGCUCUACUUAAGGUCCUGCUGCGUGAGCCAUUGACGUGUUUGGAGUUGGAGACGGCCUGGGUGCUGGCGAAGCGGAGGCCCGAGUGAGAAGACUAUUAGGAUACCCUUGGAAAUGCUGAGACUGAGAGAUCCUGACAUAAAUCCUUGCAUGUUGGAAUCGGAUGCUUCUAUCAGAUGUCUGGAUGCGAAUAACUAUGACAAGGAAAAGUGUUCUACUUACUUCCUGAAGUACCGAAACUGCCGGAAAUUCUGGCAUUCUAUCAUGAUCCAGAGAAGACAGAACGGAGUGAAGCCAUGUAUGCCUACCGCAGCAGAGAGAGAUGAAAUCUUGGGAGAAAUGGGAAAGAUGCCUUAUUGAAUGUUUGCAUUAAAAUUGUUUAUAGAACUUAGAAGCAGAUGAGUACUUUUAAUAAAUGGUUGCUAUAAUAGUUAA
Saimiri boliviensis boliviensis (Bolivian squirrel monkey) is the source of this 460-nucleotide messenger RNA. RefSeq names its product coiled-coil-helix-coiled-coil-helix domain containing 7 (gene CHCHD7). The record is from RefSeq and is a predicted model, not a curated record. Lineage: Eukaryota; Metazoa; Chordata; Mammalia; Primates; Cebidae. Gene Ontology annotation, cellular component: mitochondrion. Gene Ontology annotation, biological process: mitochondrial respiratory chain complex assembly.